Messenger RNA from Etheostoma spectabile (orangethroat darter), 2558 nucleotides. RefSeq names its product Transmembrane protein 179-like. Lineage: Eukaryota; Metazoa; Chordata; Actinopteri; Perciformes; Percidae. The transcript has 4 exons. The coding region runs from base 129 to 866 and encodes 245 amino acids. The record is from RefSeq and is a predicted model, not a curated record.
CGCCCUCAUUUCUUUAAAUACCCAACACCACCACCACAGCGAACCGUUGGGAAAACACGGGGAUGUGUUGACGUUAACCGGUAUUGUUGUUAACAACGUAACACCUUAGUGCUUGUUUAACUUGUAAGAUGGAGCUGGACCGGCGGCUGUUGCUGGCCCACUGUACGGCUCACGUCCUGUCGAUCGUAGCGGGCUUGCUGGUUGUCGUCCCCAUGGCUCUCAACGGCUCCGCGUUCAAAGGCCGCUGCGCACUCUUCUCCAUCGGCUACUGGAGGACAGAGGACCGGGAGGAGCUGACAGGACAGCCGGAAGACUUCUCUCACCUGGUGGUGCAGCAGUGGGGCCCACCGGCUGCCUGCCAGUUCGCCACAUUUGUCGGUAUUUUCACGGUGCUGUACGGUGCAGCGCAGGGUUGGAGGUGCCUCUUCUAUCUGCACGGGCGACAUGAUGACACCCUGUUUUCGUCCUUCCUCACGGUGCUGCUGAGCGUGUGUGUGCUCUUCCUGUCUGGGGGGGCCAGUGUCAUCUUGUCUCUGGGACUCGUCUCCUGGUGUGACACAGUGACUGAUCACAACACACGGCCAUACAGCUGUUCAGAGUCCCAGUCUGUUCCACUUUACCUGGAUGUGGACACCUCCUCUUUCUACAAUGAGCUCAGUCUGGCACAGGUGUCUCUUUGGGGAGUGACGGCUCUGUGGCUGGCUCAGUCCAUCCUGGCUUUCCUGCGGCUCUACCACUCUCACAGCCAGCACAUCAGCGGGCCAUGUGGUCCCCGAGAGAAGGAGCUGCUGUUAGGACACAGUCCAUCUGAGAACGGCUCCCCCAUGCCUCCACAUUCUCCAACCACACCCACCAUCAUUGUCUAACUGAGAGUGUGAGGUAGUGAUACAAGAUGAUACAAUUAACUCGGAUGUCUAAAUUGUGUUUUAAACCUCAUUUUUUCACACAUCCCUAUUUAUAAUUACCACAAUGUCUACAGUUCUUACUACUGCAUGUAGAAUAUGGGCAUGGAAGUUUUUAUUUUGACAUCAUUCAUAAUUUAUCUUCUUAAAAAAGAAGAGCCUGACCAAUAAAUGGUAUAAGCAUAUAUGUCAGUCAAUAAGAAAUGUCAGUGUAGAAAUGCCAAAGAUUUGUUUCAGGUCAUUUAGAAACAGUGUCUCCAUUAGACCUAUAUAGUUUGUCAUCCAGAGAGCACUGACUUGUUUAUUUUCAUUAUCCAGUAAGUGGUCAGGCUGUAUUAUAUAUUGAUAUGAUAUUUGAGCAGAGCCAAGAAGCACCACAAGUUAGCCAUAGUUUGUGCCUCUUGUAUUUAUUCAUUUUGACUCACUAACCUAAGCAUCUAUUUCUUUGACUGAUCAAUACCAGUUGAUCUUUAUUAUUAGUAUUAUUAUUUUUAAAUCCUUACAUUUUCAUUUUCCAGCAUGAUAAAACACAGUUCCACCGUCUGGAUAGUCAGAAAGUAUGCUGCGUUCACAUCAUGUCAUUUAAGAUAAUUUGUUUAUUUUAAGUGUCAAUGUAAUGGUGACACAUGAGAGUCACUAACAGGGAUUAACUUCAACUCUGUCUAGGUAACAAAGGGGAUCGUACAGAAUAAAAAAGACACUCAUCAGAAUAGUUGAAGCGGAUGUAUUCAGUAAUCUAAUAACUAUCUAAUAACCACAGUGUUAUCUUGACGCUAAUAACUGUCCUUGUCAUUAGACCGAGACUUUGUGAAUCAAUGCAUUACAGUUUAUUUACGUCACUGAUGCAAAAGCAACCAGUGGGUGUUGUCUGUUCUGAAUAUAUUUAAUAUGCAUGGUUGUUUACAUUUCUGCUAUAGUCUGACAUUUUGCACAGUUGUGUCCUCAUCAGGGAGAAUACAUUUUUACGACUGUUCUAAGUGUAAUAUUGAGAUGUAGCACUGAGGCGCUUUUAUUGUGAAGCAUGUGGUGAGAGUGUGACUGAGCCACUAAGUACAAGGCUCACUGUGUGAGCAUGACCCGAAUGUUCUGUUGUGUAACGGAAAAACCUCGGCUGACCUUCUCUCUUCUUGUGACGAUUUCUAUCAUGAUGCUGUCUGUGUGGACGCAGUCGCUCUCAGGGCAUCAAUGAAGCAGUCAAAUCGUCUCUAAUGAUACUUUUAGGGUGUGCCGAUUGUCAACCUUUAAGUACCUGUGAUAUUUUUCAUAUCGAGAGAGAUUUGUGCGGAGCCCAGAAGGGUCAGUGAAGAGGCAAGAAGCGACUAAUUUUGCUGAGUUCCUAAAACAAAUGAUUCAAAUUUGUUUCUAAACUUUUCUCCAGUUAUCAUCGACCUAAGUGGUCGUAAUGACACACAGACAGUGGAGCAAGAAAUCUGAAGUAAAGAGAGAUGAGACAGUAUUAGUAAUGUCUUGUAAUAAGGGUUGUUCUCAAUUAAAGAAAUUCUUAGUCAACUUACACUCACAAGAUUUUGUCAACUAAUAAAUUAGUUGAAUUAAUCUACAGAUCUGUAAAACUGAGUUUCUCUGUCAGAAUCUAGCACCACAUUAAAUGUUUACCAGAGAUGUGCUCAUAAGUUUCUUUAAAAAGUCUUUCACCAU